Molecule: messenger RNA, 468 nt
Organism: Rhizophagus irregularis DAOM 181602=DAOM 197198
Lineage: Eukaryota; Fungi; Glomeromycota; Glomeromycetes; Glomerales; Glomeraceae
Source: RefSeq, a predicted model, not a curated record
AUGAAAAAAUUUCACUGCCUUGGUUGUGGAUUUCCUACCAAUUCUCCUACGGGAUAUUGUUCCAAAUAUUGUUCCAAGUAUUCUGCAAAGUUUCAUUCGCACAAUUACCGGAUGAGGCAGAAAUGUAAAGCCAAGACCGAGGCUCUUCAACCCGCAAAGACCUUUGAAUUAUCGGAUGAGACCCUUCAACCCAGAAUCCCUGAAGCUCUAAUUUCUGAGUCAGAUGAUAGUAGUGCUUCGAUCCAUGAACACUUGUUUCCCGCUUCUUCACAAUUAUUUGCAGAUUCGUUAGAAAGAGAUUUAACGGAUUUGAUCCAGGUCAAAAUACUAGGUGAUAGGGUUGUAAUUAAAGGCUCAGCUACAAAGUCACCCAGAGUCUAUGAAGAUUCAGUUUCUGAGUCGGAUGAUGAAGAUACGGGUCUCAACCUCUUUGGAGAUAUGUGGUUAGCUCGAAAAUUGGAGCACUAG